AAGAAGCCCGGGCCGGGGCGCAGUGAAGAGGGGCGCGUUGGAGAGGGGCGCAUUGGAGAGGGGCGCGCUUGGCCCCCCAAAAUCACAUCACUUGUGGUGGUGGCAGAGGCGAACCGGCGUCCAAGCAGUAGUACCGGCACCCAAGCAGCAGCAGCACCGGCAGAAAGAGCGGGCUCAAACGCCAGGGAGGACGCCUUCACCUCCGCAGUACCGAUGGGGACGGGAAGACUUUAAAAGGAGUUUUGCGUUUCCAGGAGCGGGGAGAUCACGGCGCCCGGGGCCCGGGGCCUCGCCCGGUCCUUGAUGGGCAACCAGCUGGACCGCAUCACCCGGCUCAACUACAGCGAGCUGCCCACGGGGGACCCGUCGGGGGUGGAGCCGGACGAGCUGCGCGUCGGGGUGGCCUACUUCUUCUCGGACGAGGAGGAGGAGGAGGCGGAGGAGCAGCAGCAGCAGCAGCAGCAGCAGCAGCAGCAGCAGCAGCAGCAGAUGCAGCAGCAUCACUGGGGCCCGGGGAGGGCCCUCCCGAGCCCCCCGGCCCCCGGGUGCGGCCUGCGGCCCCUGCAGCCGCCGGACCCCCGGGAGACGCAGUUCUCCGCCUUCAGGGGGGACGAGUGCAUCUUCUCCAAGGCCAUCGGGGGCCCGCUGGGGGCCGACCUCAGCGUCCACCCGGUGGCCGCCCUGCAGGACCUGUGCCGGCCGGGGGACCUGCUGGAGCUGCUGCUGCGGCCGGGGGAGCCGGCGGAGCCGGGGGAGCGGCCGGAGCCCCCGCACUGGGCCGUCUACGUGGGCGGGGGGCAGAUCGUGCACCUGCUGCGGGGCCAGAUCCGCCAGGACCGGCUGGCCGAGGCCGGGGCCGGCCGCGUGGGCCGCCUGGUCACCGGCUGGUACCGCUUCCCCCCGCUGGUGGCCGAGCUGGUGGUGCAGAACGCCAGCGGACACCUGGGCCUGCGCCGCGACGAGAUCUGCUGGGCCGACUCCGAGAGCUUCGCCGCCUGGUGCCGCUUCGGCAAGCGCGAGUUCAAGGCCGGCGGCGAGGGCCGGCCCCCCCGCGCCCGGGACCCCGCCGCCGCCGCCGCCGCCGGCCCGCCCCCCGCCGCGCCCAGCCGCUACUGCCUCCGCGCCCACCGCCGCGGGGACGCCCGCGUCCACACCGCCUGCUUCCACCGCCUGGAGGACCUCAUCCGCGAGAAGCGACGGAUAGACGCCGGGGGACGCCUCAGGCUCAUCCAGGACCGGGAACAUCGGCUCAGGGCCAAGGACUAGCCCGGGGGAGGACUGGACCCCCCUCGUCCAAGAUCUCAUGUCCGGCUCGCCCUCCCGAAUCUCGUGCCCAUCCCCGACAACCUCCCCGUCUCCGGCCCUCUCCCUCCUCCCAGACCUCGCCUCCAUCUCUGACAACCUCCCUCCCUCUCCCCGUCCGUCCUCUCAGAUCUCACGUCCCUCUCUGACA
Molecule: messenger RNA, 1453 nt
Organism: Tachyglossus aculeatus (Australian echidna)
Lineage: Eukaryota; Metazoa; Chordata; Mammalia; Monotremata; Tachyglossidae
Gene: LRATD1
Product: LRAT domain containing 1
Exons: 2
Coding region: 304-1266 (320 amino acids)
Source: RefSeq, a predicted model, not a curated record